This is a messenger RNA of Dalotia coriaria, 1509 nucleotides long. RefSeq names its product BTB/POZ domain-containing adapter for CUL3-mediated RhoA degradation protein 3-like. NCBI's taxonomy places the organism in Eukaryota, Metazoa, Arthropoda, Insecta, Coleoptera, Staphylinidae. The record is from RefSeq and is a predicted model, not a curated record. Gene Ontology annotation, biological process: protein homooligomerization. Gene Ontology annotation, molecular function: protein binding.
CCAUCGCCUGUUUCGUGAAUGACUAAUUCACAGUUAGCGUAAAACCGUCUCGAUAACACGUUAUCAGCCCACUGUUAUCAACUAACAAUAGCUAACAUUUAAUGUGUGUUUAUUGAUAAAAUGCUUAGAAAUAAUUAAAAACUUUGCGGUCACAGCUUCCUCGUCGCUUUUCUUCUAUGAACUCCGCAAUUCUCAACAUGUCCGGCAAGACGGUAAUCAAGGACAACCCCUCGCAGUAUGUGAAGCUAAACGUUGGUGGUGCAUUGCAUUACACCACAAUUGGAACACUUACAAAGCAUGACACAAUGUUGAGGGCAAUGUUCAGUGGUCGAAUGGAAGUACGCUCUGAUUGUGAAGGCUGGAUUUUAAUUGAUAGAUGUGGUAAACACUUCACAACUGUCUUAAAUUUUCUCAGAGAUGGAUCAGUGCCACUUCCUGAAAGCACAAAAGAUUUAGCUGAGCUGCAAGCAGAAGCAAAAUAUUAUUGCAUCACAGAUCUAGCUGAAUCCUGUGCACAAGCCCUGGCAAGAAAACAUGCUGAAGUUGAACCACUCUGUCAAGUCCCAUUGAUCACAUCGCAAGCAGAAGAAGAACGCCUCAUCAGCUCCACAACAAAACCAGCUAUAAAACUACUAAUAAACAGACACAACAAUAAAUAUUCCUAUACCACUACAUCCGAUGAUAAUCUACUGAAAAACAUUGAAUUGUUUGACAAAUUAUCACUCUGGUUCAAAAAUCGCGUGCUUUUUAUCAAGGAUGUGAUCAGUACCAGUGAGAUCUGCUGUUGGACAUUCUACGGACACGAAAAGGUAUCCGAAGUGUGUUGCUCGUCAAUCGUCUACGCAACAGACAAAAAACACAAUAAAGUUGAAUGUCCAGAGUCGCGAAUCUACGAAGAAACUUUGAAUAUUUUACUUUAUGAGACAAGAAAUGGACCGGAUCAGGAACUGAUGCAGGCGACAUGUACACGUGGAGCUGUCCUGGGCAUGAGUUCUUAUACCAGUGACGAAGAAGAGGAACGCACCGGAUUGGAGCGGCUGCGUUCGAACAAGUUCAACAAUCAGACGUGAUGCGAACUGCCCACGUGCGACACGUUCAAAAUCUAUUUAUUUUCUUAAUGUAUAUAAAUCUAUAUUUGUGUGCGUGAUGAUGAAACCAGUGAAUGCGAUGUAAAGCUUCCGAGAUAAUUCACAUAAUCCGAACAAUUUAUUUUGAAUCCGUAUGAAAAAAUUACAAUUACAGCGCUAAAGUCAAUUAAGUGGAAAUUGGGAUCGACUGAUCCGAAUCGCAAAGUCACAAUGCAAUCAAUUUGAAACAAUUGUCUUAUCUUGUCAUCCCUGAUUUCUUGUACAUCAACUUUCACAUAAAACUCUCCGGUUAGGAGUUGGCACUCCGAUUUUUAAAUAAUAUUUCAAUGCGUUGGAUUUGUUUGGAAUUUGCGGUUUACUUGGUAUAUCUUUGCGAACUAUAUAAACAAUCUCUUUAGCAUUCAAUAUAUAAUAUAAUAUA